Aspergillus wentii DTO 134E9 is the source of this 1851-nucleotide messenger RNA. Its product is annotated as PEX28-32 family peroxisomal membrane protein. Gene Ontology annotation, biological process: peroxisome organization. Bases 1 to 1851 code for a protein of 616 amino acids. NCBI's taxonomy places the organism in Eukaryota, Fungi, Ascomycota, Eurotiomycetes, Eurotiales, Aspergillaceae. Gene Ontology annotation, cellular component: peroxisomal membrane. The transcript is spliced from 3 exons. The record is from RefSeq and is a predicted model, not a curated record.
AUGGCAGCACUCGAAGAUAUUCCGUGGAUAGAUUCCAUGGCCCCCUCAUCAUUAUCCCAGGACCAUGGCUUUCAGCCUGACAGCCAACCGCCAACGGUCGCCGCUUUCUCUCCCACCACCAUCUCGGGCUCAUCGUUGACCUCUAGGCAACGCUCUAGUAUCAUCGUACAUCGCAAGUCGCCUCUGUUGGUCGCUACGCCGCCGCCCGUCACCCGUGCUCUCGCCUACUCCCAUCCGUUCAUCUUACCCUUGAACAAGCUGCUUGGCUUGUUGACAUGGACCUCGGGCGACCCAUGGCAGAGCUUCCUCUUUCUAGCAGGGUUUUGGACUGUGGUUCUGUAUAGCGAUGCCAUUAUCCUCUGGACAGGGCCAAUUCUGUUGGUGCUUGGUCUAAUUCUGGGCAUGUACUGGAGGCGCUACUCCCCCUUAUCCUCCAGGGCUGUCGAUAAAAGCCACCAGAGAGCGGCUUCCGAUACAACUCCUCAUCAUAAGAGCUUGGAUGAGAUAGUUGAUACUUUGAGGACUUUUACUACCCGAUGUAACAUUCUACUGGAGCCACUGGUCGAUCUAACCGAUUUCUUAUCGACUCAGAGGACGGCCACGUCUGCAACCACCAGGCCUGCUCUUACUGCUUUGUUCUUCCGAAUUCUCUUUGUGACUCCAUUAUGGAUUCUCUUAACAUUCCCCCCAAUCUAUCUUAUAACUACACGGCGUGUCAUCAUGAUCAUAGGCACCCUCAUGCUCACCUAUCAUUCCCGACCGGUCAGAGUGUCGCGUGUCAUUCUGUGGCGAUCAUUGAUUGUCCGCCGGAUCUUCUCCGUUAUAACAGGACUUUCUUUCUCGACUAACGUUGGUGGGGACGAUAAGGUGCGAGCAUCCAAGACGCAGGGUCCUGGUCAUGCUGUAGACAUCGCAACCAGGCGGCGCGGAGGCUCGUCUGGCGUCCGAUUUACGUUCAUCAUAUAUGAAAAUCAGCGCCGAUGGCUUGGAAUCGGAUGGACCUACUCCCUAUUCCCGUCUGAACGUGGUUCAUGGACCGAUGAACAUUUGAAUAUGGUACCGCCCAAAGAUGAAUUUGAAUUGCCCGAUGUACAAAGUGGAAAUGCGGAGUGGCGCUGGAUCGAUGGCGGUGACUGGCGUAUUGAUGGUGCCGAUGAUUCGAGUAUGAAAUCCGAUCCCAAAUCGUCAGAUGGCGGCGGAUGGAUAUACUAUGACAACAAGUGGAAUGACGGCCGUCGUGGCCAGGAUGGUUGGGACCGGUAUACCCGCCGCAGAAAAUGGUAUCGUGAUGCCGAGCUGGUGGAGAUAAUACCAGAGACCGAGGAUCCGCCCACAGAGACGGCCUCCAAUCUGACCCAAGCUCUGCAAAACGAAAAAGCAUCAAGCAGCGGUGCGGAUGCAUCCACAGUGGAUGCAGAUGCCCAAAGUCUCGCCCCGUCUUCCAAGGCACGGAAAAGACGUUGGUUUGGCGGUUCGAAGAGUGUAAGCGACAAAAAUAGCAGCAAUUCUGCACCUCCGACCUCAAACAAUUCCUCCGUGGACCUCGGGAAGAUAACCUCUGCCACCAGGGACGACCCCAAAUCCGGACCAACCGCGUCCAGGCCGAUUAACAUCCAACACGCCCGCAAAUCAUCCAACAUCCCCGGCGCCGCCAGUCACAGCAGCAGUGCAGGUCGAGAAGGAAGUCUGCAUGGCAGCGGGACGAAUAGUGACAGCGUAAGCGUUCGAAAUAAAGAGAUUCAUCAAGCGCAGGAUCGUCUCGACCGAUGGGGUACUCGAGCCACGGGCGGAACCGAGAGGGCAGAACGUGAGAUGGGACUGGGUGACGAGGUUAAUAUGGGUUUGAGUUGA